Messenger RNA from Trypanosoma cruzi, 3912 nucleotides. RefSeq names its product kinesin, putative. Lineage: Eukaryota; Euglenozoa; Kinetoplastea; Trypanosomatida; Trypanosomatidae. Gene Ontology annotation, biological process: microtubule-based movement. Gene Ontology annotation, molecular function: microtubule binding; plus-end-directed microtubule motor activity; ATP binding. Bases 1 to 3912 code for a protein of 1303 amino acids. The record is from RefSeq and is a predicted model, not a curated record. The transcript has a single exon.
AUGGCGUCAGAGACAUCGGCGGUGUGCGUGGCGGUGCGUGUGCGGCCGCUGAAUGCACGUGAGUCGCCCCUUGAAUGUACGGUGACGGUCCUCAACGAUCACACCAUCACUCUGACAGAUGUUAGCAAUGCCACGAUGGGCGCCAGUAGCAGCAAUACCGGGCAGCAGCAUGUCUUUGCAUUCGACAAGAUCUUUUGGAGUGUGCCGCCGCAUGUUUUGCCGCUUUUUCCUUCCGCGGUGGCACCGCCAACCUUCACGCCGCGUUCAUCCAUCGGAGAGACUGCGACUUCAACUAACGUGUCCCGUAGUGCUUCUUUGUUUGGUGCACCCUCUGCGUGCAGCAGAACCAACAGUUAUAUUGGCAGUCUUCAUGAACCAAUUUCUGCCACGACGUCCCGGGUGCCAUUUAGCGGUUUACCGUGUUUUGCCAACGUGCCAGCCUACGACGACCAGGCCUCCGUGUAUGCCUUCAUUGGCCCGCGCAUGUAUGAGUCGGUUAUGACAGGUUACAACUCAUGCCUCUUUGCCUACGGACAGACGGGAAGUGGCAAGACACACAGUCUGCUGGGGCCACCUGAAUAUGUCUCUCUGCGUUCGGAAGAGCGCGGAAUUAUGCCGCGCCUCUGUGAAGACCUCUUUGAGUUGAUGCGAAAAGAGCGUGAGGAGGACGAGUCCAUCUCUUAUAAUGUGGAGUGUAGUUUUUUAGAGAUUUACUGUGAACGGGUCCACGACUUGCUGUUCCACGGCGGUGGUGGGGGGCGAGACACGGCAGCCGCAGCAGGAGGGGCCGGGGCCGCCCCGUUGCAGUCGCCAUCCGCUUCAUCGCAAUCGUCUUUGCGGAUCCGGCAGCACCCGUCACGUGGGCCGUACGUGGAGGGUCUCUCGCUUGUGAAGGUUCGGGAUGCGGAGGGUGUCAUGAAACAACUGAUGAGCGGUCUGCGUGAACGCGCGACGGCGGAGACGAGAAUGAAUGAAUACAGUAGUCGCAGCCAUGCGAUAUUGCAACUGCACAUCACGCGCGUGGCAGUCGUAAGAGAGGAGGCGGCGGUGGUGACAAAGACGCGGGUCUGCAAAGUCAACAUGGUUGACCUCGCGGGAAGUGAACGGGUAUCGCAGUCUGGUGUCACAGGUGACCGCUUCGAGGAGGCCCGUAACAUCAACUUGUCUCUCACCACACUCGGACGUGUUAUUCUGCAGCUGUCGGAAAAACAAUCUGGUAAACAUGUCAUUCCCGCAUACCGCGAUAGUGUCCUCACCUGGCUGCUAUCCGAUAGUUUGGGUGGAAACAGCAAAACGAUCAUGCUUGCCACCAUUGCGCCCAGUGCGUACUGUUACCAACAGACAAUUAACACACUUCGGUUUGCGGGGGUGACAAAGAAGGUGAUCAACGUUGCCACAGUCAACGAGGACCACCACUUUCAAAAACUUAUUGCGGCAAUGCGGCAGCAAAUUGUGAAGUUGACACUGCAGUUAGAGAAGGGGAAAGCGGCAGAGGUACACCGCGAGGAAAUUCAGGCGUUCCGUCGUGAAAGGGAUGAACUUGAGGCACAGAUAGAUUCCAUGCGGGCGACAAUGUCGACGAUGGUGCCAGCAACGGAGGUGGCAACGCUUCAGCGACGCAUUACGGAUCUUGAGGAGGACAAUGCGCAGCUUCAAAAGGAAAAGAAUCAGGUCCAACGACAACUUGUCUCCACCACAACGGCACUUCGUGAAGAAUUGGCCCAAAAACGAGGGGAAAUUAUGAAACUACAUGAAGCACUUCUGCGUAAAGAUGGCGAGCUGCAAGAAUCGCUCCGGCGUUACCGUGAGGAGACGGUGAGGCGUGAGACGUCUUCACAACAACUAGAGCAGCAACAGCAUGUAGCGAGUAGUUCUGUUGUUGAUACAAGAGAGGGAGUUGGCCCGAGUCAGUCACCGCCCGCUGCAUGGAAAGAGAACGUUGGUUCUAGUGGAUUUGAAGCACCACCGCCACUUGUCAUUGCAGGGCGGUCACUCCGUCACGAGGAGGAGUUAGAACGUCGUGUCGGUGUACUCACAAAGGAGGUGAAGGCUCAACAGGAGCGCGCUGAGGAAGCGGAAAAGGCAAAGAGUAGUCUACAGGAAAAAAUGAAGAUGCUGCAACAGGAGCAAGACGCCAUGGCACAGUUGUUGGAAGAGACGCAGCAGCGCUUUGCGGAGAAAGCGCAUGCGCUCGAUAUGGCGCAGUCCGACUUGGCGGCUACGCGGACGAUGCUGCGUGCGGAGCGUGGCGCGAAUUCGGCGGCGGAGGGGAAGAACGGACUUUUCGCGCAGCUGGAGAACGUUCGCGCGGAGUAUUUAAGCGAGAAGAAGACAAACAUCGAUCUGCUCAUGCGUGUGUCACGGGUUGAGCAGCAACUGUCGAAGCUUAAAAAGGAUUCGGCGACAAAGACACGGGACAUUAAUGAGCUUGAACAACUUCUUCUUGAAGAGACGGAAACGUCAGAGCGGUAUUAUAUUUGGCUGCGCUACUCCCAGGAUGUGCUCAGUAUUUUAUCAUCAUUUCUCCGCAGGGCCCUCUCCGCACGUGGAAAGCGUAUCACCGCACUCAAAGGCAAAAUGAACAGUAGUGUGGGCAGUCACGCUGGUGAUAGUGUUGAUCUCGCUGGUAUUUUGUGGGAACAAGCGGUAUGGGAUUGUGCACGUGGUGAGGCGUAUAGCCGUGCGCUGCUGGAACAGGAACGCCUCAACGCAAUGAUAGAGAUGCUCGGCCAAAAGAAAGUCUUGUAUGAAAUUAGCUCCGGAGCAGCGAAGGAUGAGCUUAUGACGCUACGUGCUCUGGCCGCGGAGGCCGCAGAAGAGCCGCAGCGACUACGGCGUAAAGUGAAGUCUUUGGAGUUGCUCAUUGAAAAGGCUUCAGAGGAGCGGCUCAAUAUGCAGGUGACAAUUCAGAAUAGUGAGAGCGCGCGCGAACGACUCUCACGGCAGGUGGAAGAACUGACAAACCAGCUGGAACAACUGCAGCAGAAUAACAAUUCGCUUAUUGAGAAGAUUGUAGAGGAGCAUUCGUCGCGGAAUAUGCUUGGUACAUGCAGCGUGGUGAGCGGCGGUGGCAGCACGUCUCAAGAAGACGAGCUGCAAGAGGCAGAGGACACGGGAAAGCGGCAAUUUCAGCAGCUGCAGCGGCGUCUGGAGAAACAGGUGGCGCAGUAUCAAGAAGAGCUGGGACUGCUGCACGCGCAACUGGAGAAGGAGCGACACGACAAGGCAGAGAAGAGACAUUCCAUGCAGCGGGAGAGGGAUGAGUUUACGCAGGAGUUAAGGCGCGUGCGGAAUGAGUGCAAGGCGUCCAUAAGUGAGAGCGCACAGAUUGUGAGGGACUAUGAAAUACGUAUAAAGGAAUUACAGGAGAUGAUCACAACCCUGCGCUCAGCACUGGAAGAGGAAUGCAACAACGCCGACAAGGCAAAAGACGAGAUGCUGCGGGCGGGAAUGGAGAAACGGGAAACAUUAAUGGAACUGCGUCGCGUGAUUGCCUCGCGGGAUGCGCUUGAAAUGAGGCGAAAUGACGAUGAAAAGCUCUUUAAUGAGUUGCGUACUCAGGUGCGGGAGUUGCAAUUGGCGUACUACAAGCUGGAGCAACAACUGGCUGGGGUGAAAACGCAUACCCCCGAUGUUUAUAUCACCAUUGACCGCAGCUUUGGCACCGACGACGGGGAAAACAGUUGGAUGUUGAAGGCGCAGCGUGAGAAGGAGGUGCUGGAACGACAGAAGCGAAGUGUGCAGCGCAUCAAUAAUGAAUUGCUGGCGACGGUGCGGCAGCGCAAUGAAUCCUUGCGGGCGGUACACCGACAAAUCACGAAGAUUCAGCGCGGCGGUGUGUCGCCAGAUAUGGCAGAAAUGGAAAUUGGUGAUGAUAAUAGCCCGCUUGGAGCGCAGCUGAAGUUUGAGUAG